Messenger RNA from Ambispora gerdemannii, 1401 nucleotides. NCBI's taxonomy places the organism in Eukaryota, Fungi, Glomeromycota, Glomeromycetes, Archaeosporales, Ambisporaceae. The record is from the annotation of a GenBank genome assembly.
AUGCAACCUGCUACUGAAGAACAGAAGAAAAAAUUGAAAGGUAAACGGGCUGAUUAUAUUCUCUACCAAUCAGGAACCACUAAUCCUCUAAUUGUUAUUGAAGCAAAGAGACCAACUGAAGAUAUUUAUCAAGCCUUAGAACAAGGAGUUAAUUAUGCUAAAAGCAUUGAAGCACCGUUAGUUAUUGCUACUAAUGGUGAAUUUACUAAAUGUUACCAUGUUAACUUUAAGAAGACAUUGAUUCGUAAUGGAGAAGAAGUAAAAGAAUUUUUUACUGAAAAAGAGACUCUAAAGUUUGUUGAGCAACCCCGAUUAAGAAAAGGCGAGGAACGAUUUAGUGAAUUUGCUAACAUUCUUUUUUUGAAGAUAAUUGGUGAGAUUGAAGAGGAAAAAGAAAAAUCCACCAGCCGUAUGGAUAAAGCGUUGGAGCAUUUUCGGCAAAAAUAUCAAGAAGGAGAAUUGUUUUCAGUUAGCAAGAUUGAAGACACUAAGACUCUUGAAGAAAUAGUUUUUAGACUUAAUCCAUUGUCUUUAGUGGAAACCGAAAGAGAUGUAAAAGGAGAAGCGUUUGAAUAUUUCCUUCAAAGAUAUAAUGCAGGUGAAAAAGAUUUAGGAGAAUAUUUUACUCCUCGCCAUGUUAUUAGAAAUUUAGUCGCUAUUUUACAACCUCGCUUUAAAGACAAAGCCUAUGACCCCUUUUGUGGAACAGGCGGAAUGCUUAUUGAAUGUUUUAAGUAUGUCAGCGAACGGGUAAAACUUGAUUCAGAAAGCCUAAAAAUACUCAGAAACAGUUUUUACGGAAAUGAAAUAACUAAUGUGGCUCGCAUUACCAAAAUGAACAUGAUUUUGUUUGGGGAUGGACAUAAUAAUAUUCAGAAAAGAGAUACUUUCCAACAUCCUGUUGAUAAUGAAUAUGAGUUAGUGAUAACCAAUAUUCCAUUUGGUUUUGAAGAUAUUGAUUAUGGACACCUAUACCCAAUCAAUUGUAAUUAUGGUGAUUGUUUAGCUAUUCAACAUUGUUUAAAAGCCUGUAAAUUAAAUGGAAGAGAAGUAGUAAUAGAAGAAAAAACAAAUUCUCCUCUAUUUACCAAGAUUUAUUAUCGCGAUAUUGAGAAUGAUAAAUAUAACCUUCUUGCUGUGCCACCUAAUUUUUCUUUACUUAAAAAAGCAAAUAAAGAAUAUUUCCUUUUGUCGGAAAUCGCCAAUAUUAAAAGGGGUUGUUUCGAAUUAAAAAGAGAAGAAUUUGCUAGUAGUGGAUAUGCUAAAGUUUACCAGCCCAAUCACGCCAUUAGUGGCGAUUUUUCUUCUGGAGAUCGUUAUAUUAUGGAAGAAAGAUAUCAGCAAUUAAAAGGAUAUGAACUACAGAUCGACGAUAUUAUCAUGAGCGUUUCAGGAACAUGA